AUGCGGUAUAAGUUUGCCUUCGUAAGUAUUGGAGCUGUGGAUUUGAGACUUUCGGCCUUCGAGAUCAUCAUCAAGGUGCCCAACCCACCCACCAUCGACGUCUCUGGCCUGGUGCAGGUUCUCUAUGAUGUGGCUUCGGUGGCUGAGCGCUUCUAUUUGGCCGUGCUGUCGGCGAUGUUUGUGGGCGCUCCCCGAUGUGAAGGACCGGUGGUGAUUCUGUCGUCUUGUUUCCUGAUUGCCGAGUCCUUGGUGAAGGUGCGAUGGCUGAAUUACGACUACUUCGGCCUUCUGACGGCUGCCAAGUACAGCGCGCAGAAGACGCGGCCCACCUUUCAGAAGACCAUGGCAGUGGGUACCACCACCGCUGUGCAGAGUGUGUUCUUCAUCGGCAUGCAGUGUAUGAUGCUGGUAUGCACCAGAGCACUGAGUUUGGUGGAAAUGGACCCCUUCAAGGAAAGCAAAGGCUGGACGUGCCCGUACAAAGAUGACUACAUCUCGGUGCUCACCGGCCGCAUCUUCCUUUCUGCCAUGGCUGCGAUCACCCUGAUCAUCACCUUCCUUUGUGCCAAUGGGCAUUUCAUGGGACAGGAGUACAUCGUGAAAGACUUCGGCAAGCAGAUUGAUAUGGACCUCAGCAAGUUGGAUCCUGAUACCAAGUUGGAGGGCGGCAGCAUCAUCCGCACGGGGCAGUUCUUCAGCAUGAUCCCGACCACGCUGGGUAUCUGGAUCGAUGGUUGGAACGUCAAGGGUCUGCUGCUGAAAGAACGUGCCAUGAUCUAUGCAGAGGAGUUACGGGUUCCAACGAUCUGUCCAGAGUGUGGCGUGGCGCACGUGCCUUACUUUGAGCUGAUGAAAGCGUCAGGACGGCAACUCAGCUUGGCAUAUCAGAUCUUCCCCUUUGGGGCCGUCAUUGGCAAGGCCUGUGAACGCUUCAACAAUCCGCCCUUGUUGUACUGGGGCACAGAGCUGAGGUGUUUGAAUGCCAUGCCGACCAUGGAGAGUGUGAAAUCCAACCAGGGAAGGAAGAUGUCGGCGGCACAGGCGGCCAAGUUUAAGACGCAGCUUGGGGCGGCUUUCAUGAAGGACCGGGGUGUGCCAGCCAUACAGCGCUUCGCAGCGGUGGCGAUGUAUUUCACCAUGCUGAUCUUUACGAUGCUGCUGACCACGGACAAUGUCGCUGAAAUGGGCGUGGUGAUGUUCCGCUUCGUCACCAUGAUCGCCUACUCCAAGGCCGUGUGCGAAGUGCUGCUGCCGGUGCUUUGUUUAGCGAUUGUGGGUGCACUCGUGGUGGGCGUUGGCAAGCUUAGCGAUGACCGCUGGUGGCCGUUGUCCCAUUGGCCACGUCCUGAGUCUGCGAUUGUGGCCAAGAAGGCGGCCAAGGCUGCCGUGCAACCCUAUCGCAUCUCGCCGGUGAUUGGGCAGGUGUUACAUGGAGUGACCAUCGGCUACGCUUUGGCCCUCUUCCUGCUGGAGGCGAAUAUUGGUUUGAACCUGGGCGUUGCUGCCUUCGUGGGACUUGCGGUGGGCGGCGCCCUCUCGGUGCUCCUGGCCAUGAGUUUCUACGCCUUGGAAUUGUGCCCCAACUGUGACCUGGCCGGCGGCCUCAUUAAGGUUUUCGUGGCGGGUUUGGAAUGCGUGGGGGGAGCCAGGAUUUUCACCAUGAAUCUGAGCCUCACCAACUUCUACUUGGCCAUGGCCAUGCUGGCCUUGGUCCUGGUGCCCGGGACCAACCUGGCAUUUCGCAAGACGAUGCCCAACCCCGAUGGCUCGGAGGGUCCCAGCAGCGUUUGGCACCUCAGUCACGGCUUGUUGCUGGUGGGCAACUUUGGAGACGGUUUGGGGCUUCUGAUCUCCGUGGCAAUCGCCUACCUCAUAGGCCUGGCUUAUGGCUUGGCCACGGACAAGAUGUUGGAGCGGCCGGCAGGCAAAUGGAGUGUUGGAGCGGGCACUCUGGCGGCUCUCAGUGUGGGCUUGCUGGUGCACUGGGCCAUCGGUGUGAUCGCGGGCAGCGUGGUGGGCAGCGUCACCGGCGCCUUGAUUGAGCGCCGCGUGAUGAAGGAGAUGGACGCGACCUGCAUGGAACCCCCUCGGUUCACAAAGGCACACGUCCUCACUGCCAGCCCGAAUCUGGGUCCCACGUCCAACCAGAUGGCCGCCAUGCGAGACGACAAGGAAGGGGAUGCCGUGAUUCACACGAAUCUGCCAACGCUUUGCAGAGCGCAGAGCCCGGGGCAGACCGACGAUCCACGUUGGGAGACCUGGAAGCAGAAGGAACAGAUCCAGUUGGAAUGGCAAGAGCAGCAAGCGCUGGAGAACGAAGCCUACGACCGCUACGAGCAGUACGAUCGAAAGGGCAGCAGUGGGAGUGGUCAACUUGCAGUACAGGUUUCCACCCAGGAAGACUCAUUGGAGAUGGAGCGGCAGCAAGCAGCCCGAAGUCUCUUUGAACUCACCGAUCUGAACGGCGAUGGGCUGGUUUCAGUGGAGGAUUUUUCCUUGAUGGGACUGUUUCAGACCAAGGUCCAUUCGGAAAAGCCAAUGACCCUCAAAGAUGAAGACCGGGUGCAGAAUAUCUUCAUCCAGCGAUUUCGGCGUGAAAUCGAUGCUGAGCUCCGUCCUGUGGCCUACGCCCAUUACAAAGACUACCUCAUGAGGUCCGUGAAUAGCAUGGACCCUGGAGACCUGGAGGCGCAAUCCCUGCUCUGGGACGGAUUGCUGGUGGAAGCCGCCACAGCCCGACAGAUGGCCACAGAAGACAAAGGACUUCGUGUGGAGCCCAUGUUGCCAAGCCUCCUCACCAGUGGUUUGGGCCAAAAUUGCCCAUCCCCAAAGCUCGUUCGGACGUACGACGACGAGGCCGAGGAUCCCAACGACACCUUCCCUGAGGGCGACCCCAGCAGCUUCCAGCCGGGAAUGCCGGACGAUUCCCCGCAGCUGGCGCGGGAUGGGACGCAAGAGACCUUUGGGACGUCCCAAGCAAGUUGGCAUUCCUACGGCGAGGUGCCGCAAGGCACUGGAAACUGGCGCUCGCAGAGGCCCAGGCCUGUGCCCAAGGACCGGAAACGCACCUCACUGGCAGCCUCGGCGCAGAAUGCGGCCAAGGUGUCGGCCUUAGCAGAUUUGAUGGGUUUCAUGUUGGCCAAAAGCAUCCCCCCACCGGGCCCUCGCGCCGUCUGGGGUGGCAAUGCCGGGCCGGGGGCGAGUGCGGCGAGCGGCAGCGCUCAGGACUUGACUUCAGUCCAAGGGGCUUGGGGACAAGCAGGAGUUCGAUUCUCCCUCGGAGGCAUUCAAGUUUUCUUCCUGCAACAUCCCUGCGCCAAAGAAGAAACCUUGUUGGCUUUCGGGGACCUCUGGUUCCACGGCGAUCUGCCCGGUGCCUCUCCCGGUCGCGGAGCGCCCCGAUGGACGGCGCCACUGGCCGGGUACUUCGCGGGAGGAUACCUACAUGGAGAGCUCUUGGAAGGCGGCGGUCCUUACACCGCAGUGCUUGAAGAAGUCUACCAGCACUCCAUGGAGCGACUCGUGGCAUUUUUUGAGCAUCGGAGUACGCGCAUUCGCGUGUGGUCAGAGGUCCUAGACCUCCGCGCCGCCGCGCCCGUGGUGCCGCGGGUGCUGUUUCACUACACCACCAGGGAAGGCCUCUGGCAAAUCCUGGACUAUCAACUGCCCAUUGGGGCAGCCCUGCAGUGUUUGAGGGAGGAGGGCGCGGUGAGUGCCCAGGAGCCCGAACAGCUCAACACAGAGACCAGGCUGAAGUAUUGCUUACCUUUGUUGGUCCCCCAAACCUGCUGCAGAGGGGUGGAUGGAUCAGCUUUGAAGAAUGUGCUGUUGUCCUUCAGCGACGAGGAGCUCCAACGUAUCAACGCGCAUGGCUGGAUCCUGAGACCAAAGCUGUUGGAUAGGCACGGGAGACAGCCACCGCAGCCACCGGGCACGCCUGUCGCCACGACACAGGACUUCUGGCGAUGCUUAGGGGAUUAUGGCAUCGGGCUCCUAAUGGCUGGUCAUCCCCAGCUGGCCCUGCAGACCUGCCGCCAAGCCUCGGAUGGCUGCCGCUCGCAGUUUGGCGCGUUGCACCCUGAUGCGUUGCGCUUGCAGCACAACGUGGGCACGGCCUUACAUCACUCAGGGAUGAAGGCGGACGCUGAGAAUACCUUUCACUCUGUCUGGCAGAGCCGGACCCAGACCCUGGGGCAGCAUCACCCGGCCACGUUACGCAGCUUGAGUGAGCUGGCUGUGGUGGUGGCUCAUCGAAGUCCUGUCGAGGCGAAGGAGCUCCAACGUCAAGCCUUGAAGGGCAAACAGGCCUACUACGGUGUGUCGCAUCCAGAGUCGCUGUCGGCCAUGGUGAGCCUUGCGUAUUCCCUUUGGAAGGAGGAUCGCCAGUCAGAAGCUGAAGAUCUCUACCGACGCGCCUUGCUGAUCGCCGAAUCGACACUGGGACCGAAUCACCCCACCACACUGCAUUGUUUGAACAACUUGGCGGUGAUCGCCAAGGACUCUGGCCGCACGGGCGAACUGGGCCGUCUCCUGGGCCGUCGCCCGGGGGGCGCCAAUGCUGCAGCGGUACGCAUCUAA
Cladocopium goreaui is the source of this 4578-nucleotide messenger RNA. The record is from the annotation of a GenBank genome assembly. NCBI's taxonomy places the organism in Eukaryota, Dinophyceae, Suessiales, Symbiodiniaceae.